Messenger RNA from Cyclopterus lumpus (lumpfish), 3156 nucleotides. Its product is annotated as progestin and adipoQ receptor family member 3-like. Gene Ontology annotation, cellular component: membrane. Gene Ontology annotation, molecular function: signaling receptor activity. The record is from RefSeq and is a predicted model, not a curated record. The transcript is spliced from 7 exons. Bases 213 to 1154 code for a protein of 313 amino acids. Lineage: Eukaryota; Metazoa; Chordata; Actinopteri; Perciformes; Cyclopteridae.
GCCUUUAAUAUCCAGAAGAAGAAGAAGAGGUUCGACGUCACCCAGUAGCUUCGCUCAUAUGUGUUUUGUGUGUUUUCUUUAACUAAAAAUGUUAUUUAUUUUUUUAACGCAAGGCCAGCUUACUAGUUACCGAGUCAUGGCUGAAUUGCCCCAACAAGGACGUCGACGGUCCGACUAAUGCCUUUACCUUUCCCGGCUUGCCAGAGAGCGAGAUGCUGCUGAAGAUGCCCCAGAAGCUGCUGAAGACCGUCCCCUACAUAGAGCUGGGCAGCUACCAGCAAUGGCCGGUGCUGAUACCCCAGAGGAUAAGGCUGUACACCUACGAACAGAUCCCCGUCUUCCUCAAAGAAAACCCCUUCAUCACAGGCGGCUACAGGGCCCACCUGCCCUCUAAACUCUGCCUGAGGAGUAUUUUCAUUCUGUCCAAUGAGACUGUGAACAUUUGGAGCCACCUUCUCGGUUUCCUGCUCUUCUUCUCUCUGGGGGUCAACGACCUCUCAUCUGUCCUGCCAGCCUCUGGAGCGAAAAGAGAGGACUACGUCAUCUACGUUAUAGGACUCUUCUGCUUCCAGGUGUGCAUGUUGUGUUCUGUGGGGUAUCACCUGUUCUCGUGCCACCGAUCAGAGAAGACUUGCCGUCUCUGGCUGUCGUUGGACUAUGCAGGCAUCUCUGUCGGCAUCCUGGGCUGCUAUGUACCCGGGAUCUUCUACGCCUUCUACUGUAACACUUUUUGGCGACAGGUCUACCUGCUGACAGUGCUGUCCCUGAUCCUGGCCGUCUUCUGUGCUCAGGUCCACCCUCAUUACCUCAGCAACGACUGGCGACGGAUUCGGACGACGAUCUUCUGCUGUGUGGCUGGCAUCAGUGUGAUCCCGGCAUGUCACUGGGUCUGGCUCAAUGGAGGAUUCACCACUGACGUUGUACAGCUGUUCUUGCCUCGUAUAAUCGUGAUGUACCUGAUAGCUGGAUCUGCCUUCUUGUUCUACGUCACCAAGAUCCCCGAACGCUGCUUCCCCGGCCAGCUGAACUACCUGGGUGCCAGCCACCAGGUAUGGCACAUACUGGUGGUGGUGAUGUUUUACUGGUGGCACCAGACAGCUGUACACAUCAUGCGCUUCAGGCACAGGCAGUCCUGCCCGACCAGCAGCAGCUAAGUUCAACUGAUCCAACAAUGUUCUGGAAAGGCCACCGGUUGCAGGCUACAAAGCUAAAACUGUUAAUAGACAUCAGUUACACUCUUAUGUUAAUAUUCAAACACUUCUUACCAAUUAGCUGCUGGUUAGAAGUUGCUGCCUCAAGGUUUUUUCAACCACUAGCUGCUAAGUUGUAAAACUUAGGUAGCUCUUAUCUUCCACUUAGCCGCUGGUGACGGUUUGACUACCGUUUAAUGGCCAGUGUGUACAUUACUGAGACAGUAAUGUACACACUGAGACAGUAAUGUACACACUGAACAGUAAUGUACACACUGAACAGUAGAUACCAGCUAGGAGUGGCUUGACGCUACUGUACAUCUAUAAACCGCUUAACCACCAUAAUCAUUAAGAUGCAUGAAGCUGGAAUAUAAAUUAAUUUGUAGGAACAGACUACAGUUUGGUGUUUUUUUAACUGGUGAUAAUUUUUAUCUCAUUGUUGGUUGAUAUAGGGAUGAGUUUUGAAAAAUAUCGACAACGAUUCUGUUGAAUCGAACAAAAAUGCCUGUGUGAACCAUGACUUUUUUUUUCUUUCUUUUUUCAUCAGUUUUUACGAGGUUAGAUUGUAUGACAUGUCUUGCUGGAAUGUGGAAAGCGCAGAACAAAAACAUGACAACUGGAAAAUCAACAUAUAAACACUGUGAACUCUGGGACAUGUAAAGUCCCAACGCCUCGAGCACUUGAAGUUUUCGAACAAAUUGCUAAAGGCCAAUCAACGAUCAAUCUGCAAUAUCUAUGAAGAAAAUGUAGGAGCCAUAUUUAACCUACAGUACAUUCUUUUUUUUAAACUGCUUGAUUUUUGUGUGUGAUAAGGUGGAUGUUUUGAAUAACAAUAAUAGGUCAGUAUAUACGAGGCAAGAUGUCAUAUCAGCCUUAAUACCAGAGCAACAGAGUUAAUCAACAUAUUGUACAAGCGGCCCCUUUUUAAUAUAGUUGCUAUUAGUAGAGAUUGGAUUUAAACCUUUCAGUAAACAGGAUGUGUCAUCACAAGGCAAGUGGUGAGAUAAAAGACUGAAUCAUUGGCUGAAUCUGUUGAUAAUCUCUGCACCACAUCGGUCUCCUGACCUGGUAAAUGAUUCUGGGGUCAUGUGUGGAGUCACCGACUACUGCAUGCUUUGUUAGAAAGUGGUUAGAAAACCGGAGUCUGCAUGGCUGAAGUAAGAAAAAUAAUGUUGAUUUGUAAUAUGGAUGAAAUUACCCUUUUAAACAACAGCUUGAACUGGACAACUAAAACAACAACAAAACCUUUUUGCGAACAAUCCAGUGAGCAGUAGCAGUUUUAACUCUCACUGAUUAGUUAACACCUGUGGCUGAUAAGUCAGGUAGCUACAGCCCAAAUGGUUAUCAGAUGUCACCGUUGCAGCCUUUGGAUCAUAUAGUCUUAUCAUAAAGGCUAAUUGUGUGAAACAUUGUCGUUAUUGUCUCUUUGAUGCUGUUGUUUAAAUGAGGGCCCCCCCCCCCCCCCCCGCACCCUAUGGGACAUAUUUAAGUGUUUCGUGUUUGCUUUAUUACAUCAUUCUAAUUAUGUUUGUACGUUUUCGCCUUAUCUUUGAGUAUUUGCACUGUAUACACACUUACUGUUACAAUCUGUUUUUGGGUCAAAAACAAAUGAUGAUCAAACUCGGUUUCAUCUUUGCUGUUACACAACAAGGCCAGUAUGGUAUUUAGUCAAAUUCAAUGCUUGGAAUAAGUUAUGAAGUUUACUUGAGAUCACUUACUGCUGCAGAACUGGAAGUGGCACAAUGAAAGAAGUGACUUUAUUUUUGCCUUUUGAGUGUGUUUUUACUUUUUCUCAUGCAUAAAAAUCAUCUCAUGAUUGUUUUAUCCUGUGUUUGGGUUUUCCUUGAAUAUCAUUUUUAUGAUAAAGCACUGGCGCUGAUGUACAAAAUGUAUACUAUUUAUUUCAGUGCCUAUGUGAAAUUAUAUUUUUAAAUAUUUAGAAUGAAUAAAGAAUGCUGGGAAAUAA